UGGAAUGCUAUCCUCCAUCUUCGCCUCUACCCUCAAUGGCGCUUGCCAUUGAACCCCUCAAAACCUCCUUCAUCUGCACCACUCCGCCACUUCCCCUUAAACCCUCCAAAAACCUCAAGAGCUGCCAAAUUCCCAAGAAACCCAGAAAUCUCAUUAUCCACUGCUCAGUCCACCCAGACCCAUGGUCGCUUAGCACAGGGAACCGCCCAAAACCCAUCUCCAAAAACCCAAAAAACCCCCUCUCGGACGACAAUGCUCGCCGUAUAAUCAAGGGCAAAGCCCGGUACCUGAGUGUUCUUAGGCGAAAUCAGGGCCCUCAAGCCCAGACCCCCAAGUGGAUCAAGAGGACGCCGGAGCAGAUGGUGCAGUACCUUCAGGAUGACCGCAAUGGGCACCUCUAUGGAAAGCAUGUGGUGGCGGCCAUCAGGAUUGUGCGGAGCCUUGCGGCGAGGCCUGACGGGUCGUAUAAUAUGAGGGAGGUGAUGGGGUCGUUUGUGGCGAAGCUCUCGUUUAGAGAGAUGUGUGUGGUUUUGAAGGAGCAGAGGGGCUGGAGGCAGGCAAGGGACUUCUUUGGAUGGAUGAAACUGCAGCUAAGCUACCAACCCAGUGUUAUAGUCUACACAAUUCUUUUGCGUGUGUAUGGACAAGUUGGAAAGAUCAAGCUUGCUGAACAGGCUUUCUUGGAGAUGCUUGAAGCAGGGUGUGAACCAGAUGAAGUUGCUUGUGGUACCAUGUUGUGUACAUAUGCUAGAUGGGGUCGCCAUAAGGCUAUGCUGUCAUUUUAUUCUGCUGUCCAGGAAAGGGGAAUUAUACCAUCUAUUGCAGUUUUCAAUUUUAUGCUGUCAUCUUUGCAGAAAAAAUCACUCCAUGGAAAGGUCAUAGAUUUGUGGAGGGAAAUGGUGGACAAAGGGGUGGUGCCCAACAGUUUUACUUAUACUGUAGUCAUUAGCUCACUUGUCAAAGACGGUCUUGUUGAGGAGUCUUUCAAGACUUUCUAUGAGAUGAAGAAUUUAGGUUUUGUGCCCGAGGAGGUAACUUAUAGCCUUCUUAUUAGUUUAAGUUCCAAAACCGGUAACCGAGAUGAAGCAAUAAAGCUUUAUGAGGACAUGAGAUACCGCAGAAUUGUUCCAAGUAACUACACAUGUGCUUCCCUUCUAACCCUUUAUUACAAAAAUGGGGAUUAUUCAAAGGCUGUUUCCCUCUUUUCAGAAAUGGAAAAAAAUAAAAUUGUAGCUGAUGAAGUCAUUUAUGGUUUGCUUAUUAGGAUAUACGGCAAACUUGGUCUUUAUGAGGAUGCUGAGAAAACUUUCAAAGAGACUGAACAGUUGGGCCUCCUUACCAAUGAGAAAACGUAUAUAGCAAUGGCACAAGUUCAUCUCAAUUCAGGGAACUUUGAGAAAGCUUUAACCAUUAUGGAGUUGAUGAGGUCUAGGAACAUUUGGUUCUCCAGAUUCUCUUAUAUAGUUUUGUUGCAGUGUUACGUAAUGAAGGAAGAUUUGGCAUCUGCUGAAGCUACAUUUCAGGCUCUCUCCAAGACUGGACUUCCUGAUGCUGGUUCUUGUAAUGACAUGCUUAAUUUGUACAUCAAACUGGAUUUACUUGAGAAGGCCAAGGAUUUUAUUUUCCAGAUAAGGAAAGAUCGAGUGGAGUUUGACAUGGAGCUUUGCAAGACAGUUAUGAAGGUAUAUUGCAAGAAGGGAAUGUUAAGAGAUGCCAAGCAGUUGAUUCAAGAAAUGGGUACAAAUGGAUUGUUCAAGGAUAGUGAAUUUAUCCAAACCCUUUCUAUGGUUAUGCAUGAAGAAUCUGGGAGACCUGAUUAUGUGGAUGAUGCUGUUGAGGCCUUGAACCAAAACAAUACUUUGGCCCUUGAGCUGAUGCUUGGUCUGUAUUCGGAAGUUGGCAACGCUUGUAAGGUGGAAGAGAUUUUGAAAAUGUUGCUCAAAACUGCUGGUGGUUUAUCAGUGGCAAGUCACCUAAUUAGCAAAUUUAUUAGAGAAGGUGAUAUAUCUAAAGCACAAAAUCUUAAUGAUCAAUUGGUCAAGCUAGGCCGUGGAGCAGAGGAUGCUUCAAUUGCUUCUUUGAUUACUUCAUAUGGGAAGCAACACAACCUGAAGAAAGCCAUAGAAGUUUUUUCUGCAAUAGAAGGCUGUACAUCUGGGAAACUCAUAUAUAUCUCAAUGAUUGAUGCAUAUGCCAAAUGUGGUAAAGCUGAAGAGGCAUACCACCUUUAUGAAGAAGUGACUGGGAAAGGGAUUGAACUAGGUGUUGUUUCCAUCAGCAAAGUUGUGCACGCUUUGGCUAAUUAUGGCAAACAUCAAGAGGCUGAGAAUGUAAUUCGUAGGAGUUUUCAAGACGGCUUGGAGCUUGAUACUGUGGCAUACAAUACCUUCAUCAAUGCAAUGCUAGGAGCAGGUAGAUUGCAUUUUGCUAACAGCAUCUAUGACCGCAUGGUUUCCCUCGGAGUUGCUCCAUCAAUUCAGACAUAUAACACCAUGAUCAGUGUGUAUGGACGAGGUCGAAAACUGGAUAAGGCUGUAGAGAUGUUCAACAAGGCUCGCUGCUCAGGUGUAGGUGUAUCCCUGGAUGAGAAGACAUACACCAAUCUGAUUAGCUAUUAUGGGAAGGCUGGUAAGAGCCAUGAAGCAUCCCUUCUUUUUAGAGAAAUGCAGGAAGAAGGAAUAAAACCUGGCAAGGUCAGCUACAAUAUUAUGAUCAACGUAUAUGCUACUGCAGGACUUCAUCAUGAAGCACAAGAACUUUUCCAAGCCAUGCUAAGAGAUGGCUGCUCACCCGACUCCCUCACUUACCUUGCCCUUAUUCGAGCUUAUACACAGAAUUUUAAAUUCUUGGAAGCUGAGGAAACCAUCAUGUCUAUGCAAAACGAAGGGGUUCUACCUUCCUGUGUUCAUUUCAACCAAUUACUCUCUGCUUUUGCUAAAGGAGGUUUCACAGAGGAAGCUGAAAGGGUUUAUCAUACGCUACUAUCUGCUGGUUUAAGUCCAGAUGUAGCAUGCUAUCGGACUAUGCUAAGGGGUUACUUGGACUAUGGAUGUGUGGAGAAAGGCAUCACUUUCUUUGAACAAAUAAGAGAGUCUGUGGAGCCAGACCAGUUUAUUAUGAGUUCAGCUGUGCAUUUUUACAAGCUUGCAGGCAAGGAAUUGGAAGCUGAAGGCAUUUUGGAUUCCAUGAAAAGUCUGGGGAUCCCAUUCCUGAAAAACCUUGAAGUUGGAUCCAAGGCAAAAGCAUCCUAGAAGCACAUCAGAGCCGGUUUUGCAGCUGUCGAAUACUUGACUUAGAAAGGACUAAAGAUAAUACAAAUACCAUUUUGCUUGUACAGUAACAAUGACAUGAACGUCUGUUUGGAUCAUUGUACUACUCAUAUUCCUCUAAUAUUUGAAGACCAAUGGCACUGAAGGGCAUAGCAGUGAAGAAGUUUCCCCUGUUCAAUGAUUCACAGUGGCUUGGCAAUCAAGAUGGAGUGUUAUCAUGUCCAGGAUGCAGGGUUCUCAUUUUUGCAUCAUUUCUUGGUGAUGGGCACAGGAAUCUGCACUUCAUCGUUCCGCAUGAGAAAACCAGUCCAAAUAUAACCUACAUGUCCAACUGAGCUAUGAGCUAGAGGUUGCUGAAGAUGAAAGACAAUCCCACCGAACCAUCCAUCUUGAUUGAUCUGGGUUUCUAUUCAUUUGUGUCACUGGCAGAUUGAAACCAGAGAUACACUUGCCAUGGUAGAGUGCAGUUGCAUGAGCAGCAACUCAUACCUUUACUGAAUUACUGCCACAGAAGUCAUGUCUGGUACGAUAUUUCAGUAAGUGUAGAGACCAAAAUGAAUGCAUCAAGCUUAAAUCAAGCUAUCAAAUAUGAGAUUAUUCAAUGGAAAACCAAAGCUAGCAUCUUUCUACUAUGAUUUUCUUGCAGAGAAAACUAUGCAGAAGCCCCUGAUUUCAUUACCACUGUAUUUAUCCAAGACCAGCAAACCUCUUCAUUUGUAGCUUCAACUUAUAUAGUAAGGUUCAUAGCAUGUAAUCUAGAAUCUACACUCCCAGGAUUAAUGUAUUUUUCUUUGUGCUCAUGAAUAAAAUUUGUGGUUUCUGCAGUCUGUAAGAAA
Vitis riparia (riverbank grape) is the source of this 4105-nucleotide messenger RNA. RefSeq names its product pentatricopeptide repeat-containing protein At5g27270. The transcript has 8 exons. The coding region runs from base 36 to 3251 and encodes 1071 amino acids. The record is from RefSeq and is a predicted model, not a curated record. Gene Ontology annotation, molecular function: protein binding. Lineage: Eukaryota; Viridiplantae; Streptophyta; Magnoliopsida; Vitales; Vitaceae.